UCCACAGCACGUUGUCUGUGCGGCCUCGACUUCCUUUUCUGUGCGGAUUUCAUGGCGAGCCAUAGCGCGGAAGAGUUGAUUCGCCUACCGUGACCACACCGACCCGUGCAUCAACCUCCAGAAACGCGUUUUUUUCCGGCUGCCGUUAUAAAGUCCGUGACGUCAGCAGGGUAGUUGGCUGGCUUUGACGUCAUCAGGUGUUUUAAGGAUUUUUGGGUGGUUUCUGGACUGAACGCUGUGCUGUGCCCCCUCACUCUCUUUCGGCGUGUUGUGGCUGUAGCUGGUCUUACUGAAGAACUGCCAGUCGAUGGCUCUGAUGGACAAACACAAAGUGAAGCGGCAGAGACUGGACCGCAUCUGUGAAGGCAUUCGACCACCCAUCCUCAAUGGCCCCAUGCACCCUCGUCCUCUGGUGGCACUGCUGGAUGGGCGGGACUGUACGGUGGAGAUGCCCAUCCUGAAGGACGUGGCCACCGUGGCCUUCUGUGAUGCCCAGUCCACCCAGGAGAUCCACGAGAAGGUCUUAAACGAGGCUGUUGCUGCUUUGCUCUACCACACCAUCACGCUCUCGCGAGACGACCUGGACAAGUUUAAAGGUCUUCGGGUCAUUGUGAGGAUUGGCAGUGGGUUUGACAAUGUUGAUAUAAAAGCUGCAGCAGAGCUGGGUAUAGCAGUGUGUAAUGUGCCAGCCGCGUCUGUGGAGGAGACGGCAGACACCGCAAUGUGUCUAAUUCUGAAUCUGUACCGCCGCGUCACCUGGAUGCAUCAGGCUCUGCGCGAGGGCACCCGUGCCUCCAGCGUGGAGCAGAUCCGGGAGGUGGCAGGAGGCGCAGCACGUAUUCGAGGGGAAACGUUGGGCAUCAUUGGACUGGGACGUGUUGGCCAAGCAGUUGCUCUGAGGGCAAAGGCCUUUGGGUUUGGAGUGAUUUUCUAUGACCCGUACCUGCCAGAUGGGGUGGAGCGAUCACUAGGCCUCCAGCGCAUGGCGACACUACAGGACCUGCUCAUCCACUCAGACUGUGUGUCGCUACACUGCAGCCUAAAUGAGCACAACCACCACCUCAUCAAUGACUUCACCAUCAAACAGAUGCGUCAGGGUGCUUUCCUCGUGAACACGGCGCGUGGCGGUCUGGUGGAUGAGAAAGCUCUGGCCCAGGCUCUGAAAGAGGGCAGAAUUCGGGGAGCAGCCCUGGAUGUCAAUGAGACAGAGCCCUUCAGUUUCUCUCAGGGCCCACUAAAGGAUGCCCCAAAUCUUAUCUGUACCCCACACACAUCCUGGUACAGUGAACAGGCCUCAAUUGAGGCCAGAGAGGAGGCGGCGCGGGAGGUGCGCAGAGCCAUCACAGGUCGUAUCCCAGACAGUCUGAAGAACUGCGUGAAUAAGGAGUAUUUGAUGGCAGCCUCUCAGUGGCCGUCUAUGGAGGCCACCACCGUGCACUCUGAACUCAACGGAGCUGCAGCGUAUAGGUUCCCUGCAGGGCUGAUUGGCGUAGCAGCAGGCGGGCUGCCUGGAGCUGGGGCAGGAGUGGAGGGCAUUGUGACUGGAUCUCUGCCCCUGGCCCACGGCAUCGCCCCGGUCUCACACCCGCCUCACACCCCAUCGCCCGGGCAACCCUCCAAGGCCGAGGCAGACAGAGACAUCCCUUCCGACCAAUAGCAUCCCAGCACAUUCCAUCUUUGCCCUGAUCGAUGCCCUUUCACCUCACCCGGGGGGACUGACGCCCCUGCUUUCGAUGUGACCUUGGGUCACCCCAGUCCAACAGAACAUGUGUACAAACCCAGGAGUGAAACCCUGUACCCCGAACGUACCCCUCAUUUCCACUCGCUCUAUCCUCUGUUGUAUACUUUGGCAGAAAGCAAUAACUUCUCUCAAGGAUUCAAUAAUUGGGUUGAUACACACUAUUUCUAAGCUACGAAAUCCCAGUUCCUUUGCUUUGUAUCUACUCUGGACUAGUUGGAGUUUGUUUCCGAGUAGUGUUUCUUACAUUUCUGUUCUUUUCUUAUCUGUUUUAACAGGCGUGGAAAUAAACGCAUGGACCUUGUUUUCUUUCCUUCGUCCCCUGCCCAUCCUCCUCCUAGCAUACAUUUGUAAAGCCUUCUCAACCUGUCCCUUUUUAGCAAACGUUUGAUCAUCAAAACACAGUAACAGCUGGCUAACGUCUUUGAUUAGAUUCAGCAGCCAUCAGCAAUUAUUUCACAGCAGGUGUUCAAUAACAGAGAUCAAGGCUAAUGGUUAUGGCCCGUGGCUAAGAGUAACAGUCCAAGGGAAGAGCUCAGAUGUUUCGCGUUCCUCUCACUCUCUCUUCACGUGGAAGGCAUCUUCUAGAAUUGUCCAGUUUCUCUCUCUUUUUGCCGAAACCAAGAGAGCUUCACCCCCAGAGCUGUUGGGGGUUUGAUCGUGUGCUCCACUUAAGUCACAAGAUUUACAGCGUCCGUAAUGCCUGAGGUCUGCAUAAGUGUCACUGAAAUCACAUACGUGAGAUUCCAUCGUCCUGUGAUGGCCGAAUUCAUUUUAUUUUGUGUGCUGCUUUGUGAACAGCUUGAUAAUGAUGAUGGGAGAUCGCUCAUAGGCAGCCAGCUUCAUAAAUGAAAGUUUCAAACAAAGCCAUAUUCAUGCAGUGUAUAACAUUGCUGAUUUAACAAGACACAACUGCAAGAUUUGUGACACCUUAAACCUACCUUCAAAAAGACAAAAGAGGCUCAUUUUACAAUGUGUGCGUACAACAUUGACCUCCGCUCGACUCAUACUGAGAUCCACCAUAGCUAAGCUGAUAACAUUGGCACCUCUUUUUAUUCGUAGCCAUUAGAAAAAUAUUUGCCUUGUUUUCCAUAUCUUCUCUCUGUCCUGGAUUAUCUCUUGCUGUACUUCCUCCUCGUGCCUCCUUUUUCCGAUUAGGCCUUCUCUUUGUGAUUCGGCGAGGCACACUUGUCCACCCUUCACCCACUCGUCCUCCAACUGUGUAGCGCAUCCGCCCGCCCAGCCCUUCCUCCCCACAAGGCACUUAAACUCUUAACACACUCAAACACAUUUUCAUACAGACCUGGUUUAGGCGAGCUGUGCUCUGGAGGCUGCCGUACCAUUGAAGGCCAGCAGGUGGCGACGACUCGCUUUCCCCCUCAGGUUCACGGCUGAUUAAUUCAUUCGUUUCUUGCACAGAGAGUCUCGUGAAGGUUUAGGAGAGAUUCAGUCAGACCUGUUGUGGGCCGCACCAUAUGUCGCUUAUCGUCGACACUCUUCCAGAUACUCAGGAUGGGUGAUGUGCCGGCUCUGCGCCACACUGAAUUAAAGCAGGUCAUUUACCCAGAGCUUGACAUUAUCAUGGCUGUCCUCUAUGAUAUCAGCCUUCGCUUUCUCUGCGUUUUCACCAUUUAGAGCACAGGAGAUAAGGUGGAAAGAAUGUAAAAGCUAGGUCACUGGAACGCUGGUUGCUUUCCAAAGAAGGUAGGAGAGUGUCUCGGGAUAGCCUUCUGUCUGAAGAGAAAGGCCUUUCUAGUACCUCAGUAACAGAUAUUGAAUGUAUGCUCAAAUCUUUCUCGCUUUGUACAGCUUUUUUUUUUUUUUU
Molecule: messenger RNA, 3563 nt
Organism: Sinocyclocheilus rhinocerous
Lineage: Eukaryota; Metazoa; Chordata; Actinopteri; Cypriniformes; Cyprinidae
Product: C-terminal-binding protein 1-like
Exons: 11
Coding region: 308-1657 (449 amino acids)
Biological process (GO): regulation of transcription by RNA polymerase II
Cellular component (GO): nucleus
Molecular function (GO): transcription corepressor activity; oxidoreductase activity, acting on the CH-OH group of donors, NAD or NADP as acceptor; DNA-binding transcription factor binding
Source: RefSeq, a predicted model, not a curated record